CGGCGCAGGCAAAACUCCAGCGCCGCCUCGACUCGCUCACGAGGUCUCUCAAUACACAUGCGCAACGCCUCCAAAUCCGUCACCAACCCCCCACAACCACCUGUCAAGAUCGAUCCAAAGUCUGCCCACACCUCCGACCCCUUCCUGCAGUCCUUCCUGUCGCCAGCCUUCGAUGCAGCAGAAUACCUCAACUCCACCCUGCCGCCCUUGCAAGGGUCAUCAUCAUCAUCAUCAUCAUCAUUCUCCUCGUCCUCUGUACGGACAGCCACCACAGCAGCGCCCGCACCCUUGGCCGACCUGUCGACGGAGGCGCAGACCCUCAUCACGCAGCUGAAUGCCCAUACGACAAGGCUGACGGGCACGCUGACCCAGCUCACGGAGGACAUCCUGCGCUCCGGCAGCCGGCUGGCGUACGAGGUCGAGCUGCUGCGCGGCGAGACCCUCAGCCUGUCUGAGACGCUAGCCGAGGGACCCCUGCGCGCUGACCUGGAGCGAUUCGCCCCUGCCGGCCUCGUGAGCGGUGCCACGGCGACGAGCACGCGGCGAGCCUCUCUCGUGAGCAAUGGCAUCGCAGGGGCGACGGCCACCACACCGGCGCCGGACGCAGAUCCCUUCCCUGAUGAACCUCCCUACAUCUCGCAGCUGCGCACACUGACGCUCGUGCGCGCCCGGCUCGACGCGGUCAUCAAGACGUUUGGCGAGGCGAUGGAGUUUGUCUUCCCGCCGAGCGAGAUCUCCGUCUCGUCUGGGUUCCUGUCCGUGUCAGCGCCCGACUUCCCAGACCGGCACUCGAGCAGCGCGGAGCAGGUCAGCAUGGAGGACCGGGGCCAGCAGGUGCUGCGCCGCAUCAGGGAUGAGGUCUCGGCCCUGCUGAAGGCUGGCUCUGGGCCCGGCGGUAGUUACCAGGAGAGGCUUAAGGGUGUCGAAGACGCAACCCGCAGGGUGGAGGAGAUCAAGAGUCUGAGCAUAGUGUGGAAGGGCACGGCUGAGGAGAAAGGCAGGCAGAGAUUUGUGGACAGCCUCUCCAAGAUGGUGGAGGACAGGCACCGGGAGCUCAUGAGGGAAGCGGAGAGCCAGAGGGAGCAGCAGCAGCAGCAGCAGCAGCAACAACAACAGCAGACAAGAAGUAAGCAGGAUGAAGCUGCCUCAAGGAGAGAGCAGGGAAGCGCUCCGGCGGACGCGACAACGAUCGAGUCAAGAGGCCCGCUCGGCGGGUAUGGGUUUAUGAACCAGUGGCAGAAGAUCAGAGGUGGCCUGUAA
Molecule: messenger RNA, 1260 nt
Organism: Cryphonectria parasitica EP155
Lineage: Eukaryota; Fungi; Ascomycota; Sordariomycetes; Diaporthales; Cryphonectriaceae
Exons: 2
Source: RefSeq, a predicted model, not a curated record